Solenopsis invicta (red fire ant) is the source of this 692-nucleotide messenger RNA. RefSeq names its product spore coat protein SP96-like. The transcript has 2 exons. The record is from RefSeq and is a predicted model, not a curated record. NCBI's taxonomy places the organism in Eukaryota, Metazoa, Arthropoda, Insecta, Hymenoptera, Formicidae. The coding region runs from base 23 to 625 and encodes 200 amino acids.
CAGUAAAGAAACAUUGGUCACAAUGCCGACGACAGCGGCAACGACGACGUCGACAGCGACGGCGACGACGUCGACAGCGACGGCGACCACGACGACGGUGACGAUGUCGACAGUAGCGGCGACGGAGACGAUGGCUGAUAUUGCCGAGUCAACGGCGAUGACGAUGGCGGCGACGGAGACGAUGGCUGAUAGGGCCGAGUCGACGGCGAUGACGACGACGGCGACGGAGACGACGAAUGAUACGGCCGAGUCGACGACGAUGACGACGACGGCGACGGAGACGACGAAUGAUACGGCCGAAUCAAUGGCGGCGACGGAGAUGACGACGGCGACGAUGUCGACGACAACGGCGACGAUGUCGACAGCAACCGUGCCAACGGCCAAUCCUGGUCAACUCAUAACAAUAAAUACUGCUGAUCUACAAAAUAUUAUUUAUGCUGCUCUCACGGGCACUCGCGGGAGAGGACGAGGAAGAGGACGAGGAAGAGGAAGAGGAAGAGCAGGAAGAGGAAGAGCAGGAAGAGGACAAGGGAGAGGACAAGGAAGAGGCAGGGGUGGGGGUAGAGGUAGAGGAACAGUGAUAAGAGGAAACGGAGGAAUUCAAGUUUAUUUUUAUAACCAAUGAAUAAUGUAAAAAAUAAAAGUUAAUAUAAAAAUAAAAAUAUAAAAAAUAAAAGUUAAUAUAAAAUAAA